AUGCGCCACGUAUUAGGAAUUCGGCUUAAGGACUUUCAAGAACGAUUUAUGGAAAGACGAAAAGAAAGACAAAUGAAGGACCAAGCGCUACUGACAUUGGAAAAUGCAGUUUUAAACAAUAUUGAAGUAGUCAACGAUGUCACUCAUGACUUGAAAAAGGGAAACAAGUUUUCCAAAAAAUGGAAGAAAAUGGAGACUUUUGAGAGAGAUUUUAGGCGCUUACUAGCGAUGGAUGGCAUGAAGUAUAAUUACAAACGGGAUUUCUAUUGGAGGACUUGGCGUAGUGUCGCAUCUUUCGGUGGUAGAGACAAAACUGUGUGUUACAAGUGUAAUAAUAUCGUUCAAGCUCCAGGAUACCAAAAUUGUGGGAUGUGGACAAUCGAAGAAAGACCUCCACCAUGUCCCUAUGAAAUAUUCUCAGUGAUCACUGAUAAGCAACUGUGUGGAGCCUACUAUAAUCAAUACACAGAUAUGAACACUACUUGCCCAAGUAUCAUCAACUUUUCAGACUUAACAGCUUCAUGUGAGAACCCCAUUGAGACCAAAUGGCGUUUCACCAAAAUGUACAGUGUUCCAGAAAAACGAAAACAAAGGAACAUAAUUUGUGGAAACCAAGAUUCUUGCGAGAUUAUUACUCAUUAUGAGAUAAAACCAGAUUGUGUUAUAUUCAGGAUAAUAAACUCAACAAAUGAUGUUAUUUAUUCACGAAUUAUGAGACCAAACUACGCGAAUUACGUUUGUAUCGACGCCUGUGGCCGUUUCAAUCCAAACACGAGAAAAAUCGUUAAAACCGACAUACCUUUGAAACUAAACCUCCUCACUACGAGACCGAAUGAUAACAUUGAAGAAAAAAUACCGUUACAGAGUAAAAAUAAUGUUCUGAAUGAAUUGAAUCAUACAAUGACGUUACCAAUGGAAGCUGCUUUUAGCGUUUUCCCGCCAUUAGAAAUAAAUAAAGUGUCAAAGUCAGUCACACCGAUUUCAAUCAAGACAAAUGUUAUGGUUAAAAAGCCCUUAUUACUUGAAAAGAAAAUGAAAUGGAAAGUAAUGAAAAGACAAGAAACUGAUUUAGAUUUGCAAGAAUAUUUGAAAAAACGUUAUGUUUCGAAGUUUAAACUGUUUACACGGGAAGAAUUUAAUGAUACAUCGUCAGUAUCGGAUUCUUUUGAAGACGAAGCGUUGAAUUCAAUUGAACGUAAUAUUAAAAUAUCUCGAUGGCGGGAAGCGACAACAAGAAGAAGGUAA
Messenger RNA from Spodoptera exigua (beet armyworm), 1245 nucleotides. NCBI's taxonomy places the organism in Eukaryota, Metazoa, Arthropoda, Insecta, Lepidoptera, Noctuidae. The record is from the annotation of a GenBank genome assembly.